Messenger RNA from Eleginops maclovinus (Patagonian blennie), 1349 nucleotides. It is a transcript of the gene hes1, whose product is annotated as hairy-related 6. Lineage: Eukaryota; Metazoa; Chordata; Actinopteri; Perciformes; Eleginopidae. Bases 209 to 1045 code for a protein of 278 amino acids. The record is from RefSeq and is a predicted model, not a curated record. Gene Ontology annotation, cellular component: nucleus. Gene Ontology annotation, molecular function: RNA polymerase II cis-regulatory region sequence-specific DNA binding; protein dimerization activity; DNA-binding transcription factor activity, RNA polymerase II-specific. Gene Ontology annotation, biological process: anterior/posterior pattern specification; regulation of transcription by RNA polymerase II; Notch signaling pathway. The transcript is spliced from 4 exons.
CGCGGAGAGCCCAACAGAGACACUCUGCAUCCGCUCGUGAUAGUUGGUGGCUGCGCAUCGCUCGCACGGAUUUUAACUUGAUACUAUCUCAGGAUUUUUUGCGGGAGAGGCGACUUUUGAAUAUUGCUAAGUGAGCGUAUUCAUCGCCUAUUCCUACACCAGUGGAUCGUAAUUUGCUGUGGUUUUGUGGGAUAUUUCCGAUAAGAAAAUGCCUGCCGAUAUGAUGGAAAAAAACUCAUCCUCUCCGGUCGCUGCAACCCCGGCCAGCAUGAAUACAACUCCGGAUAAACCCAAGACAGCUUCCGAACACAGAAAGUCAUCCAAGCCAAUUAUGGAAAAGAGGAGAAGAGCCAGAAUCAACGAGAGCUUGGGGCAGCUGAAAACUCUCAUCCUGGAUGCGCUCAAAAAAGAUAGCUCCAGACACUCUAAACUGGAGAAGGCGGACAUCCUGGAGAUGACGGUGAAGCAUCUCCGGAACCUCCAGAGAGCUCAGAUGACCGCUGCCCUGAACACCGACCCCACUGUUUUGGGAAAAUAUCGUGCCGGUUUUAGCGAGUGCACGAAUGAAGUCACUCGGUUCCUGUCCACCUGCGAAGGUGUCAAUACCGAGGUGAGGACACGGCUCCUCGGUCACUUAGCCAGCUGCAUGGGCCAGAUCAACGCUAUGAACUACCCUAGCCAGCAUCAGCAGCACCAACACCAGCUCCCUCCCACGGUGGGACCAACCCAUCCCUCCUUUGGCCAGUCCAUGGUGCAGAUCCCCAACUCACCCCCACAGGUCCUGCCCAUGAACCCGGUGUCCUGUAAAGGAGGCUCAUCGCCGGGCAAUUUAUCACCAGACGCCACCAAAGUGUACGGUGGUUUCCAGAUCGUACCUGCCAACGAUGGACAGUUUGCGUUCCUCAUACCUAAUGCGGCUUUUGCCCCAAACGGUCCGGUCAUCCCUGUGUACGCAAACAACGUCAGCACGCCGGUCCCCGUCCCAGCUGCGGUGUCCCCGGGAGCUCCGCCAGGCAACACGGACUCAGUGUGGCGACCCUGGUGAAUAGUGGAAAGGACAAAAAAAGACUUUAAAAUGACACUUAAUAGUUCUCUCUUUGUUGAAUGUUAGAAAGUUGUUUUGAUUUUUUUCUCGUAAAAUGGAAAGAGUAUGCACUAUAUUUGUACAGCGAACAGGGAGUAAAGUUCAUAUUGAAAUGAGAAUUGUAUUGUGGAAGUCCGUUCACUGCAUUUUUUAUAUAUAUAUUUGAGUUGUCUUUUUUUACUGUGUGAUGCCAAAGAUGUUCAAUGCUCUUAUGAUGUUCUUCGUUUUGGAAGACAAAUAAAUUUGUAAAGAUAUAAAAAAACAA